CCUCUCGGCCUCGCCCAACAGCCUGCAGGAGGCGCGAGCUUCUGGGCUCGGCCUCGUGCUUGGUCGAGGCGCCUCACGUGGUCCCUUCCCCUUGGCGGCUCGCGGAGGAGCUGGGCGAGAGAUGUGGCCGCGGAACAGACGGUUGGCGAGGGGGCUGGUUGAGGUCUCCGCGAGGGAUUCUUUUGGGCUCCCUCAGAGUCUCAGCAGAUCAUGUGGGACUAUCCAACAUUUCACUGCUUCAGAGAAGAGAGGCUGCAGCAACAAUGCAGACGAGGAUGAAGAUGAUGAUCGAGCAACUUUAGCAGAAACUUCGCUCUUAAACAAGUUGAUAAGAAAAUCCCUUGUGGACUGCAGCAACAACGUAGAAGUUCUUCAACGAGAUCCCAGGUCACCCCUGUUUUCUGUAAAAACAUUUGAAGAACUGCAUCUAAAAGAUGAGCUGUUACAAGGAAUUUACAGCAUGGGUUUUAACAGACCAUCCAAAAUACAAGAGACUGCUCUUCCAAUGAUGCUAGCUGACCCACCGCAAAAUCUUAUUGCUCAGAGCCAGUCGGGGACUGGUAAAACAGCUGCUUUUGCCUUGGCUAUGUUGAGCAGAGUAAAUCCAGCAGAAAGAUUUCCACAGUGCUUCUGCUUAAGUCCUACCUUUGAACUGGCUGUGCAAACGGGGCAGGUAAUUGAGAAGAUGGGAAAGUUCUGUGUACAUAUUGGUGUUAUCUAUGCUGUCCGAGGAAACAGACUUCCAAGAGGAACCAUCAUUGAACAACAAAUAGUAAUCGGAACCCCGGGGACCCUGAUUGAUUGGUGUUUCAAGCUAAAACUUGUGGAUGUGAAGAAAAUUCGAGUUUUUGUCCUGGAUGAAGGUGAUGUCAUGAUUAAUAAACAGAAUUUCUUGGACCAGAGUGUCCGGAUUCAGCGGGUAUUGUCGCCUGAUUGUCAGAUGCUUCUGUUCUCAGCAACAUUUGACGAUCCUGUGCUGCUCUUUGCACAGCGCAUUGUGCCAGAUCCCAAUGUUAUUAAGCUCCGUAGAGAAGAGCUGACUCUUGACAAUAUCAGGCAGUACUACUUUCUGUGUGAGAACAACGAAGAUAAGUACAAAGCUCUGUGCAAUAUCUAUGGCAGUAUCACUGUUGGCCAGGCUAUGAUCUUUUGCCAGACCCGUAGGAACGCUAAAUGGCUAGCUAUGCAGCUAUCAAAUGAUGGGCACCAGGUAUCCCUCUUAAGCGGGGAGCUUACUGUUGAGCAGCGGGCAGAUAUCAUUCAGCGAUUUCGUGAGGGGAAACAUAAAGUCCUUAUCACAACCAAUGUCUGUGCCAGAGGCAUUGAUGUGACACAAGUCACAAUAGUGGUCAACUUCACCCUGCCCACAAACUUUGACAACUUUGCUGAUUUUGACACCUACCUUCACCGUAUAGGUCGCGCAGGCCGCUUUGGGAAGAAAGGUGUGGCCUUCAACAUGGUCGAAAGGCAUAAGUUACCACUACUGUAUGCGAUUGAGGAGCACUUCAAAAUCACCAUUAAGCACCUUGAUCCAGAAGACAUGGACAUGCUAGAAAAAAUAGAAGACUGAAUUAUUUAAAAUGUUGAAUAAUCUGCAAAAAAAAAGUUUGUCAAAAUUGGAAAAUAAAUUGCUCUAAGCUUGCUGUUAAGUAAUAAA
Heteronotia binoei (common prickly gecko) is the source of this 1657-nucleotide messenger RNA. RefSeq names its product DEAD-box helicase 25 (gene DDX25). Gene Ontology annotation, biological process: poly(A)+ mRNA export from nucleus. Lineage: Eukaryota; Metazoa; Chordata; Lepidosauria; Squamata; Gekkonidae. The transcript is spliced from 12 exons. The record is from RefSeq and is a predicted model, not a curated record. Gene Ontology annotation, cellular component: nucleus; cytoplasmic stress granule. Bases 122 to 1570 code for a protein of 482 amino acids. Gene Ontology annotation, molecular function: RNA binding; RNA helicase activity; ATP binding.